Linum tenue is the source of this 1854-nucleotide messenger RNA. NCBI's taxonomy places the organism in Eukaryota, Viridiplantae, Streptophyta, Magnoliopsida, Malpighiales, Linaceae. The record is from the annotation of a GenBank genome assembly.
CAUUACCUCUCACACACAACCCAAAAAAAAUACCCUAAAACUAAAACCCCUUUUUUCUCUCGAUCCAACCCACAAACCUAUGCUCACCGCAGAAAAUGGCAUCCAUAACUCCCCGCGAUGACCAGUCCGACUACGACAGCAGCUCCUCCUCCAUCACCGUCCCCGACUCCAGCCGGAGCUGGAUGAGCAACCUCAGCUUCGGCAGCCGCCGGAGCUCCAUCUCCGUCGCUUCCUCCCUCGCCGAACCCAAUUACUCCCACAAAAAGCCCCACAAGUCCAACCAGACCGCCUGGCAGGCCAUCAAGCGCCUGCAGGCCGGCCGAACCGUCGGACUCGACAGCUUCCGCCUCCUCCGCCGGCUGGGCAGCGGCGACCUGGGCAACGUCUACCUCUGCCAGAUCAGAAACCCGGUAGUGGGUCUCCCCCAGUGCUCCUACGCCAUGAAAGUUGUGGACAAAGAAGCUCUGGCUAUCAGGAACAAGCUGCAGAGGGCAGAGAUGGAGAAGGAGAUUCUCGCCAUGCUCGAUCACCCCUUUUUGCCCACUCUCUACGCCGAUUUCGAAGCUUCCCAUUACUCCUGCCUGGUCAUGGAGUACUGCCCCGGCGGCGAUCUGUACGCCGCCCGGCAGCGCCAGCCAGGGAAGCGCUUCCCUGUUUCCUCUGCCAAGUUUUAUGCGGCGGAGACGCUGCUUGCGUUGGAGUAUCUACACAUGAUGGGGAUAGUGUACAGGGAUUUGAAGCCGGAGAACGUACUCGUUAGAGAAGAUGGGCAUAUCAUGUUGUCGGAUUUUGACCUCUGCCUCAAAUGCGACGUCGUCCCGAAGCUGCUCCGGCGGCCUUCGGCCGCCGAUGGUGAUGACGACUGCGACGAUGAGGUAGGUGGUGGGAGAAACGGGAGGGAAGCUUGUUUCACGCCGUCUUGUGCUACGCCGAUUCGCCCCGUUUUGUCCUGUUUUUCGUCGAGGAGGAAACAGAGUUCGGUCAGGACAAUCGUCGAACAGGUGGAGUGCGGUGAGAAAAAACAGAACCAUUAUCACCUCCAUCGCGGAGGGCAGAUGGAAUCGGAAUUGGUGGCGGAGCCGGUGAACGCGCGGUCGAAGUCGUUCGUCGGGACGCACGAGUACCUGGCGCCGGAGGUGAUCUCCGGGCAAGGGCACGGCAGCGCUGUGGACUGGUGGACUCUGGGGGUGUUCUUGUACGAAAUGUUGUAUGGGAGGACGCCGUUCAAGGGGGAGAACAAUGAAAAGACUCUAAUCAAUAUUCUGAAACAGCCGUUGACGUUCCCGAGGUCGGCCGCCGCCGCCGGCGGAAGCGGAAGGGAGACGGAGGAGAUGGCGAGGGUUCAGGACCUGAUAAGCAAGCUGCUGGUGAAGAAUCCGAAAAAGAGGAUCGGGAGCCUGAAAGGGGCGGCGGAGAUCAAGCGGCACGAGUUUUUCCGGGGGGUGAAUUGGGCGCUGAUUCGGUCGGUCCGGCCGCCGGAGGUGCCGAGGGACCGGAAUGUGGCGAGCCGGAUGAUGCCGAAGCUGAUGAGCCGGAAAGAGAGGGAGGCGCCGUACCAGAUUCCGGCGGUACGGCAGCAUCAGCAUUUUGAUUACUUCUAAUUAAUUAAUUAGUUGUUGACUGCUUUUUUAGUUUGGGUGGAGGGAAUUAUGAGGGAGAUGGGGUAAAAAUGUAAUUAAGUUUUUACUAGCUAGGUAAAAUUUAACUGCAAAUUAUAAGUCUCAUAAGGUGAAAAGAGUUGGCUUUUAAUUAUUAGUCUAGUCUUCCAUUUUUUUCUUCCUCUUUUAACUCGUUAAUUUUCGUGUACUAAUGAUUAAUUAUAUGAAAUCAAAUCAUAAAUUUUGUUUUUGUUUA